Molecule: messenger RNA, 963 nt
Organism: Peronospora belbahrii
Lineage: Eukaryota; Oomycota; Peronosporomycetes; Peronosporales; Peronosporaceae
Source: the annotation of a GenBank genome assembly
AUGACAUUGUCACAGAAUAAGGUGAUGCAUGUACAGCUACCAGAGCUAAGUGGUCACUCACGCAAGGUAUACGCACUGGGAUUUAACUGUGAUGGAUCGAUGCUAGCGUCAGGAUCCAAUGAUCGUAGUAUUCGUAUCUGGAACCCUCUCACCGAGCGAGAGUUGAUGGAGAUGAGAGGUCACUUGGACUCGAUCUUGUCUCUGGCAUGGGACCCUAUGACGCCCCACCGCCUUGCCAGCACGAGCGCCGACAAGACCGUCCGCUUCUGGGACGCCAAGACUGGCCGUAUCGUCAAUAGCGUGUCAUUACCCAGCGAUGCUGUUAACAUCGCAUACAGUCAUGACGCCAAGUACGUUGUGGUGGGCAAUCUAGACUGCAUUACGCUCAUUGAUACGCGCAAAGCGCGCGUCGUGAGACGGGUAGUGAACCCUUUUGAGUCGUUUGAGAUGCAGUUCAGCAAGUCCGGCUUCCUGUUCGUCGCAGCUGGUCAUGCGGCCGGUUUUGGCACCUUUGAGAUCAUGCGAGUGGUUACUGAGAAAAAGGGAAAUCCUAAUCUGAUUAGCGCGCACAAGGUUACUGCACAUGCGGGAAGCUGCGUUUGCUUGGACUUGCACCCGUCGGGAAGAUACUUGGCUUUAGGCGGUGUGGACUCGCUCGUGAGCCUUUGGGACUUGGAGGAGCUCUACUGCACCAAAACGUUUGUUGUCACAACAUCGGGCAUUCGGUUUGUUCGCUUUAAUCACGACGGCAAUUUCUUAGCAAUUGGCAUGGACGACCCCAAUUUGAUUGUGUUGGACGCAGCAAGCGGCGAGGUAGUCAUCAAUCUGCAGCUUCAAAACACCCUACAGAACUUGAGCUGGCAUCCUAGCAAAAACCUGUUGGCUUACGUUGGUGACAAGGCUUUGAGUGAAAAAAACGCCAACCGCGAUGGUGUAAUCAAAAUGAUCGAGAUAAAGGAGUAG